AUGCCCGAGCUGCGGCAGCUCAUGGACCGGGCCAGUCCAAAGGCCACGCUGAAGAAGGCCUGCACGGUGCAGCUCCUCUCGGACGACCCCGUGCUGCCUUACAGGCCUGAGGGCACCAUCGAACUGCAGCUCGAGGCUUCGGAAGCGGCUGAAGCGUGGCCGCUGGUGCCGGAGCUGCUGCAGGCGUUAUGGCAGCCCGCGGAGGGCGACGACCAGCCGAGCUGUAUGGUGCUGCUGUGCUGCUUCACAGCACCGCCCUGGCGCAACUUCGAAGCGCGCCGGCGAUUCGCUGCGGGCCUGCGGGGAAUCGACGAUCACUUCGGGGCGCUGUGCGCGCUGCAGAGCGCCUUCCUGGGCCACGCGCAGAGCGGCCGGGAGCUCCUAGCGCAGCUGCUCACGGAAAGCCUGGGCACGUCCCUGGCCAUGCUUGUUUUGUUUCGCGCCAAGCGCUGCGGUUCCCAUGGCGGACAGCGCUGCGGACAGCGAGCAAAGAUGAGGAGAGUGAUGCGGCGCUGGAUGCACGGCCGAUCCUCGGUCUUCGAAGACGGCGUCGUCACGGCGACGCGCUAG
Messenger RNA from Effrenium voratum, 570 nucleotides. Lineage: Eukaryota; Dinophyceae; Suessiales; Symbiodiniaceae. The record is from the annotation of a GenBank genome assembly.